GGACAAGCGGUACAAUGUGCCGCUGGCGCCGGAGCUGGGGCUGUUCCUGGUGGAGUGCAUGUUCCCCGCGUACAACAAGUGGGCUGCCUCGCACCCGCUCGUCACACUGGAGCCCUUCAGAGAGGCGGCGGAGAGGUUCAAGGAGGAGGUGGUGUACCCGCACAUUGUGAGCACCGACCGCAAGAGCCACUUGUUUGCCACGUGGCUGUCCAACCUCAACGACCGCAACUACCCAGACUUUGUGCUCGCGAGAGCUGAGGCCAAGGGUCUGCUGGGUGGCGGUGGGACUGGAGAGACACCGGACGUGUGA
Messenger RNA from Closterium sp. Naga37s-1, 310 nucleotides. The record is from the annotation of a GenBank genome assembly. NCBI's taxonomy places the organism in Eukaryota, Viridiplantae, Streptophyta, Zygnematophyceae, Desmidiales, Closteriaceae.